This is a messenger RNA of Ceutorhynchus assimilis (cabbage seed weevil), 2203 nucleotides long. The record is from the annotation of a GenBank genome assembly. NCBI's taxonomy places the organism in Eukaryota, Metazoa, Arthropoda, Insecta, Coleoptera, Curculionidae.
CAAAAUUAUGACUUUUACAUUUGUAAUGAAGUCAGAAGUAUAUUUUUUCAAAAUAAUAGAUAACUAAAAAACCGAGAAAUAUGGCGUUGGCACGUGCAUAUGGAAAAGUGCCCGAAAUAUAUGGAUAUCAAACGUUACAUCGUGAGAUCGGAUACUAUAUUUCCAGAAUAGAACAAUAUGAAAAAUCGGUCAAAUUUUUCGACGAGGCCAUCAAAAAAACCCCGGACGACAAACGAGCCUUAAUCGGUAGAGCCAGAGCUAGAUCGAAAGUAAUCGAAUAUGAAGGAGCCUUGGAAGAUGUCAACAAAGCCUUAGGCUAUGACCCUAGCGAUUUGGUUGUUUUGGCCGAUAAGGCCUUAAACACCUAUUUGUGUUGCGAAUUUGAAGAAGGGCUGCUUCAAAACACCCGUUUACUACCACAACGUAAAAAACCCGACAAUUUUAGCAUGGGCGUGAUGCAAUGCUCGGACGCUAUCGAAAAUUGCCUGGGCGAACGAGCCGGCAGGCCUUUGCGCGAUCAUUUUCUGAUCAUCCGCAAAAUGGCUUGGGAGAGAAACUAUGCCGCUCAUAAACCGUUCGAGCCUCAGCCCAGAAAUAAACCGAAAAAAAGGAAGAAAAUUAUGUUGAAGAAUUUGUUGGAUUUGCAAAGUGAAGGAUUGAAAGAGGCACCCGCUCAACCGAAGAAAUUAUUGAAAUUGAGAAGCAAAAGUUAUCUUGAGAUGGACGAAAAAGGCACUCUAGACAUCCGUGAAUCGCUUCAUUCAAUAGAACCCGACAACGAACCAAUACCUAAAUACUCCAAACCCUUCCCGUUUCGUCCUCUACAACACUUCACGACAAAUAUAGAAAACUACAUGGCCGAAAAAUACUUGGACUCGAUGUACUUGGACAAAAUCUUUUUGAAACAGUUACAAUCGGCGCCGGGUGCCAAAAGUCCCAAUAAGGACGGCACCAAACGCAUCUAUCAUCUGGCCAAAAAUUGUCACAAAACUGUUCACUACAAGCAAGAAUUACUAAGAACCCGUAGGCCGUUCUAUUUCAUUAAAUAUCAAGAAGCUACAGUUACGGGUGGUUUGAAAGAAAGACAAAAAAUGGAGCUUGAACAUCAACAAUACCUAACCAAAAUCGAAGCCGACACGCUUUGCAGCAAAAUGAUGGAAGCUUACACUAAAAAGCAGUUGAAGACCGUGCUGCACUUCGUUGAAAAGUUGAAGGCCUUUUGCGAUUAUAAGCCUAAAAAGCUUCUGCCUGACAAGGACAAAUACAUGGUUCAAGUGUUCGAUACUAUAGCGAAGGCGUUUUACGAUGUGUACAGGGUUAAUCCUGAACAUUCUUUCUUCCAACAGAAAAAGCGUAUUUAUGCGGUCUUGGGGAUUCCUCUGAGCAGACAACCUUCGAGGGAUUCGGUGGUGGAUCAGUUCAAAGACACGUUCUUUGAUCAUCAAAGGAGAAUUGAAGAAUUUUCUAGGAGGUUGUGCGAAGCUACUUCUUCAGAAGAAACUUGCUGGUAUUAUCAUGAGUUAUCUAGAUACGAAUACGAAAGAGGCAGAUACGACCUAUCACGACUCUACUCGAAAAAAUGCAUCAAAGAAGCCAAACUCAUAUUAAACACAACGUGGAUCUUCAACAGCGCCAUGCUGAUGCUGAAAAACAACUUGGCUGACCACAACAAAAAUGACGCUAGGAACGAUUUGGCCUUAGCAGUAUCGUGCGCGGAAGAACUCGGCGACGAGGAAAAAAGCGACUACCUGACCAAGUGCCAGGAAGUAGUCGAAACUGUCGAAUUCGAAGACAUGUUCGGAGCGAAGCAGCUGGAAAAACGCGAAAACAAGAUCGUCCAAAUGAUGACCGAUUCAAAGAUGAAGGACGAAGUGGCGCACUUGUUUAGGCAAAUGGCCGCGAUGCCAGCCUCGAGACGGAUGACCGUGAUGCCUGGCGUUAGAGCGAGCGAAAAGGGCAACAAAAAGUCGUUAAAGUCUAGGACGAUGUCCAUUAUGCCUGGCGCUAAAGAAUCUAGCGAUGUUACUCGGUCAGCUUCCGGUGGAUUGAAGGAUUUACUUGACUUUUAACAAAUUUAAGGGACAACUAGAAAAUGAACAUCUAAGUCGACUUAUGAAGCAAGGAAUAAUCCUCAAUCCUUUCAAUAUCUUGUAAAUAUAGGUAUUUUCUAAGGGAGGGAAGAAAUAAAUUAAUUUCAAAAUAA